AUGGCCGACGCCAUGAUCAUUCUCGAAACUCACAUCUACUCCAACACUCCCAAUGGCCUGCCGCCCUGGGUCCGCAGUUUCCAUCUACGCCUCUCCGCGACCGGGAAGAAGGCCGACAUCCUCAAGCUCGUCCAUGAUUCUAUGGUUCGCCUUGGCCGCUCCGACCCCGUUGCUGAGACGCAGAUCACCCUGUAUUGGACUCGACAUGGCCGAGUCGUAUCCAUCCCAGGGACCAGCAGCUCAAACGCCAUGAUCACUCUGCCCGUCUACCGGCCGCCGCAGCUCUUCAAUUUCAACGUCGGCCACCCUAUGGUCUACCCGCAACAUUCCCAAACGGCGAUGGCCUCCGCCUACCCACUGGCUCUCACCUACUCGGGUGGUGCCAAUUACCUGCACUCGUACGGCCCGAACCCUGUCAUGAUGCCGCCUACCAUGGUUCCUGCCCAGCAGACUUGGAUGGUCGGCUACGUCAACGUUCCGUUCUUCGGUGCUGAUCGUACCGGUGGCAUCGGAGGCCAGCCCAUCGUCUCAGAUGUUGUCAGAGAGGCCCGUCUCGACACACUCGCGGAGGAAGGCCUUGCCGGCAUGCUGGAGUGGGCCACAGGCCCUACAGGCCUCAAGCUGAUCCUCAUCGUCGAUGUUGACGGUCGGGGUGUCAUCUCUGGAUACGUUGGAUCUCCCGCCGCCCCAGUUGUCCCGGAAUCUCCCUCUCCAGCCUCUCCGGCCCCUGCUGCCUCUCCCAAUCCGGGAGACUGA
This is a messenger RNA of Colletotrichum graminicola M1.001, 756 nucleotides long. RefSeq lists its product as uncharacterized. The record is from RefSeq and is a predicted model, not a curated record. Lineage: Eukaryota; Fungi; Ascomycota; Sordariomycetes; Glomerellales; Glomerellaceae. Bases 1 to 756 code for a protein of 251 amino acids. The transcript has a single exon.